AUGGCACCAUACGGGGCCGCAGAGACGCAUCAAAGGACAAGGCAGAUUGAUGGAAGGGAACGGGAGCGACAAGAAAUGGCGGAAGAGUGGGAGACACCCGUGCCCGAACCUGAGCAUCAGCCUGCAGCCCUGGCUGCCAACAAUGACUGGUCCGACCCGGACACGGCCAGCAUCGCCUCGCGCGACUCGGACGACCUGGCAGCGCGUCGACCGAAUCGCUGGCAAGGCAAUCCACGCGCAUGGCAGCACAUUACCGAGCUCGACCGCGCCGUGGUGGCUGCCAUGAACCGCACGCGUGACCGCGACCUGGCUGCACACCUCUACAAUGCCUUCUACAUGAAGCAGACCGUCGACCCAGACGACCCAGACACCUGGGCGCCGAAGCCGUAUUGGACGGCGUGGCCGUUGCGGCUGCGCGACAGCCUUGGCCUCGGCGUGUUUGACGAAGGCCAGCCGGAUGCAAACGACAACGACAACAACGACGACGACGACGAUGACAAGCACAAGCACCAAAACAUGCCCAUCUUCCAGAGCCAUGAGCCGCGUUCCGAAACGCGGCCCAGCAAGCCUCUCGAAGACAUGCUGACGGCCACGAUGCAGCGCGUGGCUCGCGAGCAGUUUUACCAGCGGCGACGAGCCCGGCGGGCACAAGAGCAACAGGAGGGACGUUCCGCGCAGCUUGUCGUGGACAGCCGCAUGGAUACCACAGCGACCCAGGCGAGCACGGAAAAAAACACCAAUGGGGCCGACGACGCCCCGGCCGUGGUCCUGGCCGACGACGAGCUGGCCGCUCAUCUGCUGCACCCGAGCGUCCGCCAUCUACUUGCCCAAGUCGACAAGGUGCUGUCGAUCCUGCACAAUGCACGUGUCGCCACGGCGGCCAUUGGUGAGAGCAACGCGACGGGCUCGAGCGCAAGAUCGAGCUCGCUUGCCGCACGGUUGCGGCGGCAGCCGUCACCAUCCGUGGACGCCCUCGAGGGGACAGGGACAGGACCAGUUCUGCGAAAGAUUGCAAAGAAACUACCGCAGCCCAGCAAGAAACGCGUCUGCCUGCGGCCGAAGGAGUGGUCGUCGGGGCCCGAGGUGAUGGUGGCCACAGCGCCGGUGCCGGACGUUCGCUCAGCGGGCGGUUUGGCUGACCAGCAGACAGGCGGCGAACAGACGCUGCCGAAGCAGAAAAACCCUGCCAGCGCGAGCAAGAGCCAGCGGAAAGAGGUUGACGGACGCGGACGGCCGGUGAAGCGGCGGCAGCCAUUGCCGGGCGAGACGGAGAAGCAGUUUCUCAUCCGUAUAGCGCGGCAGGCGCAUCGACGCAUCCCCGACUUUUCAGACGACGAAAAGGAGGACGGAGACGACGGGGAGGAUAUAGACGAAGAAGACGACAAGGACAAAACCCCGCGGCCCAAGGAGACGCCGGUAUAUCCCCCCUCGUUCGGUCCCCAGACCAAGACAGCUGCACCUCAGGAGCGGCAACGACGAGUCUCGUUUGCCGAGAAUGUCGACAACGUGGCCACCAAGGCAAGGAGCGUAACGAUGAAGGGGUUUAUUGUCGACGUCGAGGACGACGACGAGGACGACGACGAAAAUGGAGAGGCUUACGAUAGCGACGGGCAGACGGGCGACGACGAAAAAGGAACCGGAGCAGAAAUUGGCCGCCGAAAACGCACACACACCACGGCCACAAAAGGGCAUCCAUCGGACAAGACCAUGGCCCGUUGGCCGCUGCGGGACUGGACCGACGUGCUGGGCGCGGCUGCCCUCAGUGGCGGCUUCAGCCCAGAGGUCCUGGCCCGCACCUCGCAGCGCUGCGCCGACCUGUUUGGCCAGCGCAUGGCGGUGGACACGCUGGCCGGCGUUGGCGCAGAGCCGCGUUCGGUAGAGAGUUCGGUGGAGAAUUCGGCGGUGCCUCCGUCUGUCACGCGCACCGUCUACACGCCACGAGGAACCGACGUGUCUACCGGACCGUCCGCCCUGUCCACAGCGACCGCCGAGGCCGACACAAAGGCACUGGAUGCGCUGACACUCGAGGUAAAGCGUGCUCAUGCCCGGCGCCAGGAUCGACUGGCGCAACGCGAGACGCUGAUGACGCAGAUGCGAGACAGAAUGCAGGCGGAUGUGCCGGCGUUGGCUGCGGUCGGUGAUGAUGUCGAGGAUCAGGAUGACUAUGAUGAGAGCACCGGAGAAGACGACGACGGCGAGGAUGUCAGCAGUGGCAACCCCGACGCGAGGACAUCCACCGCGUCCCAGCCUCGGCCAAUGUCCGUCGUCCCUCUGCCGGUGAUUCCAGGCGCUCCGACGGCCCCUCCGAAACCCAAGCCAGGCCCGCCAAAGAAGCCAACACCCAGCGUCUGGUACUGUCCUCGGCCCAACUGCCCACGCGCCCUGGACGGCUUCACGCGGCGGCCGAAUAUGGUGCGCCAUAUGAAGCUGAUGCACAACCUAGUUCUUGGUCCGGACGAGAAGGCGGCGGCGUAA
Messenger RNA from Sporothrix schenckii 1099-18, 2475 nucleotides. RefSeq lists its product as uncharacterized. The record is from RefSeq and is a predicted model, not a curated record. The coding region runs from base 1 to 2475 and encodes 824 amino acids. Lineage: Eukaryota; Fungi; Ascomycota; Sordariomycetes; Ophiostomatales; Ophiostomataceae. The transcript has a single exon.